Messenger RNA from Homarus americanus (American lobster), 2470 nucleotides. It is a transcript of the gene barc, whose product is annotated as HIV Tat-specific factor 1 homolog. Gene Ontology annotation, molecular function: RNA binding. The transcript has 8 exons. The record is from RefSeq and is a predicted model, not a curated record. Gene Ontology annotation, cellular component: U2 snRNP; U2-type spliceosomal complex. The coding region runs from base 148 to 2112 and encodes 654 amino acids. Lineage: Eukaryota; Metazoa; Arthropoda; Malacostraca; Decapoda; Nephropidae. Gene Ontology annotation, biological process: mRNA splicing, via spliceosome.
CGCCGGCAGUGUGGUUGUUGGUGUUGUUCGCCGGCAAUGUGGUUGUUGGUGUUGGUCGCUGACUCGCUGGCUGUGACGUAAUAACACCUAUACAACGUUUUUACAUUAAGAGAAGCGUAAAUCAUUCUCGGGUGCAGUGGGUAGACAAUGGCAGAGAUAUUAAAGAAAGGACCUGUUAACAAUAAGGUUAUAAAAGAUACAGCAUUGAAGGAGGAGGAUAUUGAAUCUAAUGAAAAGACUGGAGAGGCAGAUUCUUGUAAUGUGUCAGACAGUCCUCAGAACACAAUACCAAGUGAUGAGAAGUCUUCUGAAGAAGAUACACUCUCUAGCCAAGAAAGUGAAAUUCAGAUGACAGAGACAAAGCUGCAGAUAACUAGUGUGAAUGAAAGUAAGCAGAAACAUGUUAUAAGUGAUGAACAACCUGUAGAAGCAGACAGUACCCAAGUCAGUGAUAUUGAAAGACAGAAAAUAGAAAGCAGUGGGGAAAAACAAGACAGUAAACCAGAUUUUUCUUCCAGUCAACAUUAUGAGUUAAUUGGGGGCCAAUAUCAUUAUACAGACAAUACAUCAGGGCAGAGAUACCGAUAUGAUGCAAAUGCUGGAGAAUGGGUCGUAACUAGUGAGGAGAAAGACAGUGACUAUGAAGCUGAAAAACAAGUAACGAUAGAUAAAGAAGGAAGAACUUACUACUAUGCAGAAAAUAUGUACUUGUGCAAAGAUCCACUUGGAAAUGUUUUUUACAUGAAUGAGGAUAAUGACUGGAAACCAUGGUCAGAGAAAGUAACUUCCACUGGUAAUUCUGGUGUAGAACAAAGUAAUUCAAAAUGGUAUUUUUAUCAAGGAGAUUCAAUGUUUUACAGAGACAAUGUAUCAAAUGUUGUGUAUAAGUUGAAUAAAGAAAACAAUUCAUGGGAAGUGUAUGACGGAAAACUGAAAAGAAAAAGACCUCGGAUUGAUGAAGAGGAAGAGUUUGACACAGAUGAUGAAGACUCUGAUGAAGAUUUUGGCAAUGGAUUACAGCCUCCUGGUGCCCAGAAUGACCCCAACAUUGCCUAUGAUGGAGUUACUUACACUAAACGUGACCCCAGUGACAAUGUGAUGUAUGAGUGGGAUGCAAACAGACGUGCAUGGUUCCCCAAGUUUGAUGAGGAUUUCAUGGCCAUGUACCAGUUGUCAUAUGGAUUUAACCCAGAUGGAACAAAAGAUUUAAAUCCUCUAAAAUUUGAUGAUGAAAAAGAGGAAGCAGAAGCAGCAAGAAUAGCUGAGGAAGAGGAAAGAAAGAAAGAAUUACUAAAAGAAAAUCAAGCUAAGAAGAAACCAUCAUGGUUUACUAUAGAUGAAGCUCACAACACGAAAGUUUAUGUGAGCAACCUUCCUGACUCUAUGACAGAAGAAGAAUUUGUGGAAUUAAUGCAGAAAUGUGGCAUGAUUCUUAAGGAUAUGGAGACAAACAAACCAAAGAUCAAGAUGUAUCAAGAUAAAGAAGGGAACUUCAAAGGGGAUGCACUCUGCACCUACAUAAAGAUAGAGUCUGUGGAAUUGGCCAUACAAAUCCUUGAUGAGUACCAAGUAGGCAGUAAAAAGAUUCAUGUUGAACAAGCCAGGUUCCAGCAGAAAGGGGAGUACAAUCCAAAGCUCAAACCUCGAAAGAAGCAGAAGAAAUUACUAGAAAAAAUUCAGAAACGACAAGAAAAAUUAUUUGAUUGGCGACCAGAACCACUUCGAGGUCAAAGACAAAAAUACGAAACGACCAUUAUAAUUCGUAAUGUGUUUGACCCAAAGGAGUUUAUUACUGCUAUGGAAAAAAUUCUGGUUCAUAAAGAAGCUAUGAGAAGUCAGUGUGAAAAUUUUGGUAAAAUCAAGAAACUAGACCUUCAUGAUCUCCACCUAGAGGGGGUUGUUCAAGUAACAUUUGAUGAAGUGGAAAGUGCUGAUAUGUGCGUAGGAACUUUAAAUAAUCGCCUGUACAAUGGACGUACUCUUCGUGUGACAACUUGGGACGGAAAGGAAAAAUUCAAAAUUGAAGAAACAGAUGCAGAACGUGAAGAAAGAUUGAAGAAAUGGAGCAAGUUUUUGGAAAGCGAAGAAAAUAAAGAUGAACAUAGCAACUGAAGAUAGAUACAGAGCAAGAAAUAUAUACGAGGAAAUUUGUUUUUAAGUUAUGUUUAUGAUGAACACUUCAAAAGUAGACCAUUUUCACUGAUAUGUCAAAAUUUUAUGAAUUGUUGAAAGUUAAGACACAACCAGAACUGUUCUGCUGCAUCAGUGAUUGAAAAAAUUCUUGGCAAUUUUUGUACUUACAGUGAUUUUUGAAGCAAUACAGUAAUGUGUUUAAGUUUAACAUUGAACAUAUUAUUAUUAUUAUUAUUUGUAUUUCAUGAGAAAAAUAGCCAGAUGGUAUGACUGCAGAGUGGUAAUUUGUUGUUGAUGUGAGAGAACUUGCCAUUUCUUCAAUAAACAGUAAAGGAAA